This is a messenger RNA of Uncinocarpus reesii 1704, 846 nucleotides long. RefSeq lists its product as uncharacterized. Gene Ontology annotation, biological process: tetrahydrobiopterin biosynthetic process. The record is from RefSeq and is a predicted model, not a curated record. The transcript is spliced from 3 exons. NCBI's taxonomy places the organism in Eukaryota, Fungi, Ascomycota, Eurotiomycetes, Onygenales, Onygenaceae. Bases 1 to 846 code for a protein of 281 amino acids. Gene Ontology annotation, molecular function: 4-alpha-hydroxytetrahydrobiopterin dehydratase activity.
AUGCCGGUUGUUCAAGCAGCGGUCAUCGAUCUUCAGUCGUCUUGCUCUCAGCGUCAAAGAUCUCCGAUGAAGGGUUUUACGGUGGUGGGGCACAGCAGCAAACACCCGUUGCCCUCCAGCAGCUCGCCGUCUGGCAAUGCAAUCCCGUCAGUGGUGAUGCAAAAGAACUUGAUAGAUCCAAGGAUCGAUGCAAGUUGUGCAAAGGAUCAGGAUCACGGCCACCAGCCUCGCCCAGUUCCCAGGCGAGCAGCGUCGAGUAUUUGGUUAACCGACCCAAAACCCGGACGCUCCCAACGUGACAUCGCAUCCCUCAAGCAACCAACAGCAUCGCACGACAGCAAGCAAAUCGCAUGCCUGCGAAUGGCUUCCGGCCGCCUCACCCUGCGCUCGCACUUUUGGCAGAAGCCUUUGUCCCUCCGCAGCGUUGUCGCCCGUUCCUCCAGAUCGCUGCCCGCCACAAUGUCAUCGCCGGCUCCUAACACCAAUCAGUCAAGAAGGAUCUCCGCGUCGACAUCGCCUCCAGCAUCGUCGCCGGCAUCAAAGGUAGCGGUCCAGUACUCCGAAGGAUGUGACCCAUCAAUUGCACAGCCGGAUCUCGACGUCCUGCUCGGCAAGGAGACUGGGCGAUGGGAGCUGUGCCAGGACGCGCGCGGCAUUCGUAGAGAGUACCGGUUCAAGUCGUUUAAAAAGGCCUGGAUAUACAACAAAGUCUCGAUUACUUGGACGACUCACCGCCCGCGCGGUCUCAGUCUUAAAGACCUAAAGAUGGCCAAGUUCUGUGACGAGCAGGCAGCGGUGCAUGAGGAGAUAGUGGUUCCUCCACCCUUGCCAGAGCAGUCCCAGUGA